UGAUGUUAAGCUUUUAGGUUCUUGUGGUUCAUUUUAUGCUAGAUAUAUUUAUAUUUUAGCUGAUCUUAAACCUUUUAUAUGCUUUUGUAUACACUGUUGGAAAAACUUUAGAAAUAAAUAAAUGUUGAUUUUAAAAUGAUAAAUUGUUUUAAAUUUCUCUUGUUUUUCUUUGUUUUUAUCGAGGUAAGUAGCACAAACUUUCCUUAAAGGGGACAUAUGCAAAAAUUGAUUGUACAAGCCAAAAAAUAAGAAGACUGUUAAAAUCUGUACUGUGUUUAUGCUCUUUCUUAACAGUGGCUUCAGUUGUGAUGAAUGAAUGUAGGAGAAACCUGCCUGGACACAUGAUUGGAUAAAGAGCUGGUGUGGCAUGAGUCCUUGUUCUGAUUGGCUAAUUCAGUAGUAGUGGCCAAGUAGAGCAUCAAAAGGCCAGGUGCCUGCAGGGAUGGUAUAGGUUUAACACUAAUCAGGCAGUUCGAGAUUAAACUGAUUUGCAGACCACCCAUCUUCUUGCUGUAAUCCCAGCAUUCCAGUGUGUGUACGAUGAUGGUCUCUGUUUGCUUAUUUAAUCUAGUAAAUACUAGCUGGUAAACUGUGUUUACUAAUCUUAAAGUGUGUAGCAAAGUAGUUUGUAAAACCUGGUGGAAGCAAUAUGGUAGCAUGUCCUGCCUAUUUUUUUGCAACAGCAUCCUUUCAUAUAAGCAUAUUUCAAUUUAUGCUAUAUCUGUCAUAUGCACCUUUCAUUUCCAGUGUGGUAAAUGAUUUGGAAAUAUCAAAUAUUGAACAGUUUGAGCAGGCUAACAAAGGUAAGUGUAUGUUUUGCACAAAGUGGAAAGUACAAAGUAUACACACUACAGAAACAGUUGCAGUAAUACAAUAAAAAAGUCUUAGUAUGAAAGUCUGGUACUUUGUAAUGUUUUGGUAAUUAAAAAAUAAUCUGCUUAAAAACAUGGAUAAAGUCCUGGCAGAAAAUUGCAAGUCUGUUUUCUUAACAUUUAUGAGCAUUCCCUCCAAUCUUCAAAUACAACACAAUUCAAUGCAAUUCCACAAAACAAUUAAAACACCUCCAGAGCAAAUUCCACAUUGUAUUUUGUAUUUUUACAAACUUUCUUUACUGUGUAUGUGGUGGUUAAUUUCUAAGGACACAGACACUAAGCCACCUGUAGGGUAAUUGUAUUGUGCUAGUUAAAUCAGUGUGUGAGCGCAGGGGGUACAAAAUCCUGUCUUAGCCUUCAAGUCACGCACAUAGCCACAUCUAAAAUAAAAUCUUAUUUAGAAUGAAUUGUUUCCUAAAAUGACCUUGAUUCUGAAAAAUCACACCGGUCUCUGUGAUAUCCUUAUCAGUCAAGGUUUUAGAGGGCAAAAAAGGUGCUUGCAGGUCUGGUGUUAAUCUGGUGUUAGCUAUUUUCCCCAGAUGUGAAUACAGCAAAUUCUGGCAAUAGCAAGGGCUUUGAUUUGAUGAACAUUGAGACAUGCUUUCGAGAUGGCAGAUAAUUCUAGUUAACAUUGUUACCAGUAAUGUUCCAUUUAUAUGCUUACGGUAAAAAUUGUUAGCUGUGAUGAUUAGUGUUGAUGACAAGAGGACAACUAUGAAAAUGGCUGAUCACCCAUUAAGUGUUCUUAAUUAUACAAUGGCUUUACAGUCUUAUCAAAAUAGCUGAUAUGACUAUAACACUUUUAAUGUUUGCAUAGAAAAUUGUGAGUGAUUCAUCCACGGAAAUACUCGCUCUAUACUUUUUCGGAUCUUCUGGUAAAAAACACAGGCUUCUCUCUGGUGAUGUAUGUCAGGCUUUUUCAAACAUUUAGUCCACUGAAACCCUGCCUCUUUUUCACAUUCAAUUGAAAGUACACAUUCAGAUCUGCCUCCACUGGAUCAACAAUAGAUGGAUUGUACAAGUCCCCGUCCUAUUGCUUUAUUCUAUUUUGAUAACCCAUUUCAUUUGGGUGCAUAUCACAAUAUGGAAGAAAAUAUCUUGUCAAAACUUCCAUUUCAUUGCAACUAAGUAGUUGGCCAUGUAAUUUAUUUGUACCCUGCUAUAUUGCAUUUGUUCUUUUGACUUGAUUGUUUCAGCCCAUAGUAGUAGUGCUACUUGUUCUCGGUCUUAAUAAAGCAUUGUAAUUCCAGUUCUGUUACAGUUGUUGCAGACUUUUAACAGUCAAAUCAUUAAUACCUGUCCUUAACCUUACAGGUGGUCAAGUGCUCAGCUGAGCAGUGAUUACGUAAGCGUCACGUUAGUAUGCCUCCACUGAGAACUGUAUACUGGGCUCAGAUUAUUUUGGUUUAUGGAAAUCUGGCAAAUCACCUUUUCUUGUUUUCUCCUCAACUCCUCAUUUCCAGCACAUGUAUAUUUGGUUUGCGCUCUUGUUUAACUCCAGCUCUUCCAGUUACUUCUUGAUUAGCUGCUCUACAGGAUUACUAAACAAGAUUAGAAGAAAAAAAAAGGAAAAUCCCUUCCAUCUGCCUACCUGCCAGAAGAUCGUCACAGUUAUACACCUGCGCUUAUCUUUGACAAUCUGGAUAGCACUUUUUAACAAUAUACUAUCGUAAGUAUCAGCGGAUACUGUGUAACAGGUAUGCACAGGUAUAGGAAGGCUUGGUCGCAUCGUCCGAAGUGAAGCGAAGAUUAUCGCACAACAGCUUAAUUUUCAAGCUACAGGAAGUCACUAUGUGGGCGCUCAUAUGGACAUGUAUCUUGUGCUGGUUAGGCUGUAUUUUUGCAAUAGGCCAGCUGGAUAUAUCUGCAGGGGAGUUUGACCAUAUUCCAGUGUUUGGACAUCCAGAUAAGCUCUCACAAAGAUUGUUUCAAAGGUUUGUGGAAAAUCCUGGAGACCAGGGACUCUUGCCAAGACAUAAGCGUAAUGUUUUUCUGUCCAGUGGAGUACGCCUCUGCAGUCAAGAAACAGUGCAGCAAGCCAUCAGUAACCACCUCAAAUACUACCAGCUCAGAGCAUGUCAGGAAAUCGUAUGGGAGGCUUUCAAAAUCUUCUUGGAUCGCCUCCCAAAUCAGGAAGAAUACAAGAGCUGGAUGAGCCAGUGCCAGACAGAAAAACUCUCUAUACUAGAGAUGGGCUCUGUCUUCAGUCAGUCAGAAGAACACUUAGCACUUAUCCACAGAAGACUUGUACAGAGUGGCUUGAAAAGAUCUGAGGAGUCCUCCCAAGAGCAAGACCAUGUGUCACCAGGUGAUGAGCUUCCAGCAGUGACCACGGUAGUUUCAGAUGAGGUUGUCGCAGAGAGCGUGAAGGAAGUAACUGCAGAAACACCGUUUGCUGGUAUGACAGUGGAAGUGGAUCCUGAGAUCACUAAUGAGAUUGAGCAGGAAGCAGCUGCUUUUCCUUCACGUCCUUUGGUUGAGCAGAGGGUGGAGCUGGCUAUGUUACUGACUGGAGAACCGUGGAGUGAAGAACUGCUCAACUCCACCAGCAGUGAGCAUGGCAAACUCACUCAAAAGAUCACAGAGAAGAUUUCAGCUGCUUUGAAGAAACUAACAGAAUUUAAGAGUGUUUCAGUAUUGAACAUCAGGCCACAAAUGGAUCCCUCAAGUGGUGAUGAGGCAGUAUUGGUGGAAUAUGUUGUGUCCCUCCAGACCAGCAGUGAAGAGAUCAGCAGUGAGACACUAGACUUCAUUAAUCUUCAGUCCAACAUGGUAGAAGGCACCUUCAGUUACUCAGAAGGACCCACUGUUCAGUACACCAUUAUUGACAUCCACCCUGACAUCACUGAGGCUCUGCAUGUGGAAAUCUCUCCAGAGGAAAUCCAUCCUGCAGAAGAAUCUCUAGACGUGGAUCAGAAGGAUGAUAUUUUACCAGUGGAAAAGCCAUCUGAGCUGCCUGGAGAGGUGAUGAAGGAGGUCUUUACUGUUGAUGACCUUUUGGAUUCUACAAUGUCAGUACAAGACCUUCAAGACAAGGAUUUGGUGACUCAGUUUCUUCCCAACCCAACUCUCGUUGUGGACAGUGAAGCUGUAGGUUCCAUUAUUGAUGCCAAGCAAGACAGUGGCUCGACAAUUGAUGAUUUUAAUCCCGCCUCCGGAUCUGGUGCAGAAGACGAUUGGGUAACUGUAUUUACUAGCGCUCAAAAGCCAGUUGGAGAGACAGAAAGUGAGGAAGAGGUUUUGAUUGAUGGAGACACAUUACAGAUUGAAGAUUAUGAAUUCUCCACAAUUACAACAGUGGUUGAGGAGGACCAGAUCUUGACUGAGGAAACCCCUGAACUGAUUACUGUUAAGGCUGGAGAAGAUGGAAAUCUACAGGUUAGUAGCGAAGUGCCCAAAGUGGCUGAGGCAGAAUCUACCCUAAAACCAGAGGAAGACAUUAUAUUACCUGCAGAAGAAGAGUGGAUGGAGGAAGACCACGAAGAAGAAACUGUUUUAACAGAAACGCGAAUAGAAACUGAAGUUGCUGUGAUCAUAAAGGAAAAACCAGAGGAGGUUGAAGAAAAGGAACAGGAAGAAUCUGUUGACAGUACCACAGUGGUACAGGAGGAUGAUUUUGUACUAACAGAUGUUUCAACAAUACAGUUUUCAGAGGAAGUUCUAACAGAGGACGAGAUCCUUCUGGUCAGCAUUGAACCAGCAAGCCCAGUCUACCCAACACCUCUUUCACCUGAGAAAGAACCACCCUUCUCCCUAAUCACCACUCUUACCCCAGCCGAGGUGGAGUUGGUGCAUACCUUGAAUUCAGACAUCAUGACUACAUCUCUAGAUGUCACUCAUUACAAAGAGGAAGAGGGUAGUGGCAUCUCUGGUGUCAUCCAGGGUGAUGACAUUUCCAGAAUAGCCUUGCCAACUAACCCUGGGCGGUCUUUGAUAGUGUUUUUCAGUCUUCGUGUAACCAACAUGAUAUUCUCAGAGGAUUUGUUCAAUAAGAGCUCUGCAGAGUACAAAGCCUUGGAACAACAGUUCCUUGAACUGCUGGUGCCAUAUCUGCAGUCAAACCUCAGUCACUUUGAGAACCUGGAGAUCUUGAACUUCAGGAAUGGAAGUAUUGUGGUGAACAGUCGAAUGAAGUUUGGGAAGCCUGUUCCUCGUGGUGUCAAUACUGUUGUUUACCUCAUUCUAGAGGAUUUCUGCAACACUGCUUACCAGACCAUGAACCUUGCAAUUGACAAAUAUUCAUUGGAUGUUGAAUCAGGGGAACAGGCAGAUCCGUGCAAGUUUCAAGCAUGUAAUGAGUUUGCUGAAUGUACAGUGAACCAAUGGUCAGGUGAAGCUGAAUGUGUGUGUAAUGCUGGUUACUUCAGCGUGGACGGACUACCCUGCCAAAGCAUCUGUGACCUUCAAAAUGACUUCUGCUUGAAUGAUGGGAAAUGUGAUGUCAUUCCAGGGCAAGGAGCCAUCUGCAGAUGUCGUGUUGGGGAAAACUGGUGGUACAGAGGAGAACAUUGUGAAGAAUAUGUUUCCGAACCACUCGUAGUUGGCAUCGCCAUAGCAUCUGUUGCUGGGUUCCUUCUGGUGGCAUCAGGCGUAAUCUUCUUCCUAGCAAGAACUCUGAGAGACCAAUAUGACAAGGAUGAAAUGGAGGACCCAGUACGGAGGGAGGACACUCCACCAUUUCUAGACAUGGCCACUAAGUAUAACCCCAUGUUCGAGAGUGAUUUAACUACAGGCUACAGCCAUUACUACCAGAGGUAUCCCGAGCCCCCAGUCCACAGUAGCGCCAGUGCCGAGGCAUCCACAGAGUUCAGCAGCGAAGAGAUACGCCAUAUAUAUGAAAAUAGUGAGCUCACUAAGGAGGAUAUUCAAGAUCGCAUCCGGAUCCUUGAACUCUACACAAGAGAUCGUCAGUUUGCAGAUUUUUUGAAGCAGCAUCAAAUAGCAAUGGAUAAUCAAAGAGAAAGUUCCUCCAGCAGUCAAUAGCUGUCCAAAGUCCAAUAGCCUGCUUAGUGCAAAACAAUGAAGAAACUUGCGUUGUCUUUCAAGAAAAGGCCAUCUUAGUGAUUCCACAGCAAUUUCUCUUCAGCCUCUCUAAGAUUUUGCCAUCGCAAAUUAAAAUGGCUACCUUUGGACACUUCUUAAAAUAAGAUUCAUUUUGUUUUCGAUUUAUUACCUAUUUAUUUUGGUAAAGACAAUUUUCUGUCAUAGAACGGGAUCUUGGUCUCAGACAAUAUCCUUGUCAUUGAUUGAAAUGAUUUGUUAGUGCCUUUUAUUUUUAUCUGCGGGCCGUCUCUCAGAUAGUCAAUCUUUGGUGUUCAAAGAAGAAGAUCCCUGAUGCUUGAAUCCUGAAAGUUACUUGAAUCACAAAUCAUUAAUCUUCUAUUUCCCUCUUAUAGUACAUUUAGCUUUUAUAUUGCCACUGUUUGUUAGAUAUUUUAAGUUGUUCUGUAGCAAGACAAAUAACAUUUUCUAAUUGUAAUUAUUUUAAAGACAAGUAAACUCACUUGGUGGCCAUCUUGGAAGCAUCCGGGCAGCUAUUUUCUACGUAGGUAAUAGUUAUACAUACAAGUACAGCUCCUACAUAUCUGAAGAUUGACCAAAAUCAGAAAGACAUUUUAAACGAGUAGAAACAAUGGUAUCACAGAUCUGCUUCACAAGCUUGAAUCACAGGAUAAAAACAGUUCCUCUAACUAAAAGGUGAUUGGCUCUUUUAAAUGAAAGUAGUGGCUUCCUUUCCUACAGCUACCACAUUGAGUGCUGCGAUUUCUCAGUGAGUGUACAUCACAUCCCUCCAACAAAGAUUGUUACAAUAAUGGACAUUUGUAUGUAUUUUUUACAUUUACUGUAUUAAAAAUUGUAUCAGUUAAACGGUAUAGUUCACCUACAAGUGAAGACUCUUCUGUCAUCAUUUACUAACAUCAUUAAUUAAUUUAGGAAAUGAUUUGGCAGAAUUGUCAAAUUUGUAUGAACGAUGCCUUUGAGGUUUUGUGGGAAAUGAAACUUUGUUAUACUGGAGACUUUUAUUUACACGUUUUAUUACAGGUGCUAAGGAAUUGUUGACAGUUAUGUAUGGUUUGUAUUGCAUGUUUGCCUGUGUGCGUUAUUGCAGUGUGCGGUUUGGGCUGCUGGUCUACAGAGCUAAUUAAAGAGAAUAGUGCUCACUACAAUUAGUCAAAGUAGAGAUUACAGCCCAGAUUACAGAGCAUUACCUACAGCCUGUGCUGAAAGUGUGAUAUAUGACUGUGUUUCUAGUUUAUAGCAUGGAAAAUUUUAAAUGGCUCUAACAGUGAAGUCCAGAAGUCUGAGACAGACUCCAUAUGUGCAGUAUAAUGUCAUGUGGGUUUGGAAUGACGGGAGGGUGAUUAAACUACGAUAUUGUUUCAA
This is a messenger RNA of Puntigrus tetrazona (Sumatra barb), 7256 nucleotides long. RefSeq names its product interphotoreceptor matrix proteoglycan 2a (gene impg2a). The transcript is spliced from 20 exons. NCBI's taxonomy places the organism in Eukaryota, Metazoa, Chordata, Actinopteri, Cypriniformes, Cyprinidae. The record is from RefSeq and is a predicted model, not a curated record. Gene Ontology annotation, biological process: visual perception. Gene Ontology annotation, molecular function: heparin binding; hyaluronic acid binding. The coding region runs from base 2664 to 5855 and encodes 1063 amino acids.